Messenger RNA from Eurytemora carolleeae, 2527 nucleotides. RefSeq names its product tyrosine-protein kinase SRK2. Gene Ontology annotation, molecular function: ATP binding; protein tyrosine kinase activity. The coding region runs from base 48 to 2333 and encodes 761 amino acids. Gene Ontology annotation, biological process: protein phosphorylation. The transcript is spliced from 21 exons. NCBI's taxonomy places the organism in Eukaryota, Metazoa, Arthropoda, Copepoda, Calanoida, Temoridae. The record is from RefSeq and is a predicted model, not a curated record.
AGAUCACAAAGUAAAUGGAGGGUGUUGGUUAGAGAAGAUGGAAUAUUAUGGGAAUUUGUCAAUCCAAGGAUUCUGCCUCUGUCGAUCGAAUUGAGGGGUUUCAUGGAGAUCUAACUUCUAAAAAGGACUGUGAUACAGAUACAGAUACAGAUACAGAUAGUGUAUCUAGUUUAGACAGCACUUUAGUAAUUUCAGAUCUAUAUUCAGAUUCAAGAAAUGAGAACAACGAAUUGCCAUCAAAAAUUGACCCAGCUGAAGAAGAGCAACAAAAUUCUAAAAAUUUAAAAAAUCGAAAGAAGAGACAAUUUAAAAGGGAGCAAGUUGAGCGAAUAUUAGAAAAAAAAGAAUAUGAAAGCAAAAUUGAUUUUGAGCGACGAGCCUGGAGUGAGCUGGAGCUAGAGCGGGAGAAAUGGAACAAGCUAGAGCUAGAGAGAAGAACCCGGAGCAAGCUAGAACUACAGAGCAGAGUCGGAAGCAAAACAAGCAAUAUUAAUGCCAGCAAAGCAGGGCUAAGGAGCAAACCAAUGAGCCGCCAGGGUCGGCAGGAACGAGAUGUUCCGUCCGCGCCGGUUCAGCGUAAAACCGUUCACGAAAAAUUAGUUGGAACUGAAAAUGUUAUUAUUCAGUUUUUUCAAGGACGAAAACGAAAAAAGAAGAAGCGACGGAACCCAAACCUGAACUCCGAGUUCCACGCUAAACAGCAGCUCACCCUGUUCAUCCCUCUCAAGGAUAGGAUUGAGAGCGUCACAUGUAAUCCAGAUCAGAUAUUUAAACUUAGGGAUGAUUCUGAUGAGGUCUGGUGGGAAGUAUCUACUGUAGAUCCUGAGACCCACCAGCCUGUCUCCGGGUAUACCUCUAGGUACAACUUCUAUCCCAAGGACUCGGAGAGACGAGAGGACCAGUAUCCAUGGUUUUUAGGUGAUUUAAGUCGGGAAGAGAGUGAAGAACUACUUCAUAACUCUGCCAACCCUCAGGGGGCCUUUCUUCUCAGAUUUAGUAACAAUAAAAACCAAUUCGUUCUUUCAGUUAAGAAGUUUAACGAAGAAAACUCAAAAUGGGAAAUGAGUCAUUUUAACAUUCAUCAAGCAGUCAACAAGGAGACAGGAAAAGUAAAAUUGUAUUUGAAAAGAAAUGAAAAAUUUAGUUCUCUUGAGAAACUAUUGAACCACUAUCUAACCGAGGCUGUGGAUCUAUCUCCAUUUAACCUGACUACAAUCUGUAUCCUUUCAAACCCAACUUCAGACCCAGCUUUUCUAAGAAGGUGGGAACUCGAGUCUGAGACUGAUGCUUGGCAGGUUCCAAGGGAGGAAAUAGAACUCCUGGAGGAACUAGGGCAUGGGUUCUUUGGUACUGUUAACAAAGGGAUAUGGAGAAACCAGAUUCCUGUAGCUGUGAAAACCCUGAGAGUUGAUAAAGGAUCCAGGAAUAAUCAUGAGAGAGAGAAGGAAACGUUUCUCAAGGAGACUGAGAUAAUGAAACGAUUAAACCAUCCUCAUGUUGUGAAAAUGUUCGGGGUCUGUAUAGAGAAAUCUCCGUUCUACCUUAUUCAAGAACUUUGUGUUAACGGGGAUUUAUUGCAUCAUCUUAGAAAGUUUUUAUUCCUGAAAUUUCCUCAUGACAAGAGAAAAGAUAAGGAUGAAAAUAUUCCUAGAUUUCAUACAACACUAGUCUGGUCUCUUCAAAUACUCAAGGGCAUGGAAUAUUUGGAAUCUCGCAGUCUUGUUCAUAGAGAUCUGGCAGCCAGGAAUGUUCUGUUAGACCGUCUAUUUCAAGCAAAAGUUGCGGAUUUCGGGCUAACCUUUGACAGGUUGGAUGAGAAGGAAGAGGAGGGAAAACCAAUAAUAGCUGUUUAUUGGAGUGCUCCUGAAGCAAUAGACAAACGAGAGUUUAGUCAUAAAUCUGAUGUUUGGUCGUUUGGCGUCACCAUGUGGGAACUAGUUUCACUAGCUGACCGUCCUUAUCAUGGUUUACCUAAGGAAAAAUUAAAAGAAAAGCUGAAAGAAGGACCAUUUUUGAUGGAUCCUCCUAAAAACUACUUUAGGACUCCACAAUAUCUCAUGGAUUCAGUUUACAAUCUACUAAAGGAUUGCUGGGAGAGAAAUCCUAGAUCCCGGCCCAGCUUUAAGGUUUUACAAGGGAGGGUCGAGAGUAUUAUUAAAGAAAACAUUAAGUUUAAAAACAGGACGAAAAGGAACGCCUGGAACGAGAAGACUGAUAAGAUGAAAUCUCGAAUUUCUAUUGCGGAUCGACUACCCGAACCUAGCUUUAACUACACAGGAUCAACUGCUACGGCGUAUGAUUAUGAUAUCAAUAAAUAUGAAAGACAUAAAUAAAAAGUUUAGAGAUUAAUUACAGAUUGAUAAAGCUAAAUUGGCGAUUAAAGCGUUUUGAAUUUUUCGAAAUAUGUCCGAUCAAAAUACAAUUUUGAAAAUUAUUUCACGAAUUGUGCUAAAAGUUAUAGUCACAGCAACGUUACUGUUUGUCAUUAUUUUUUAUAUGAUUAUUGAAUAAAUAAAGAGAUAUUUGU